Messenger RNA from Macrosteles quadrilineatus (aster leafhopper), 1591 nucleotides. RefSeq names its product something about silencing protein 10-like. The transcript is spliced from 11 exons. Bases 194 to 1558 code for a protein of 454 amino acids. Gene Ontology annotation, biological process: maturation of SSU-rRNA from tricistronic rRNA transcript (SSU-rRNA, 5.8S rRNA, LSU-rRNA). NCBI's taxonomy places the organism in Eukaryota, Metazoa, Arthropoda, Insecta, Hemiptera, Cicadellidae. Gene Ontology annotation, cellular component: nucleolus; small-subunit processome. The record is from RefSeq and is a predicted model, not a curated record.
GUAGGUUAGGUUUAGGAUUAGGUUAUGUUUGAUUCUUCCUUUAAAUUGUCUGUUUGUUUCUUCUUGGCCUGUAUUUAUUUUAAUUGACGAUUGAGUUUUGAGUCUUGUGCUUAUGCUCUUGGUACAUACACUUACCGUUCAGACCGAUUUAUUUUUGUGUAAGCACUGUAAUUUUUGAAGGACACUUAUAAAUAUGGUUAAACAAUCGAGAAAGAAGAAACAAGAUGCAGAUUUAGACCUUGAAAUUAAUGAAUAUGAACCCUCUGAGUCGGAUGAUGAAUAUAAUGACACUGAGAGGUUAAUGUUAAAACAGGCUGCUAAAAGACGAUCUAAACAAGCUGACGACAGUGAUGAAUCAGAGGAAGAGGUUCUUGGUGUUCAUGAGUCAGAAGAUGAAGAUGAAGAUGAUGUGGACGUGGGAGAGCCGCUGGGUGAAGAGAUGGACAGUGAUAUCGAAGGCAAAGACGAUGAUGACCAUCUACCUGACUCCAAGGCGUGGGGCAGCAAGAAGAAGAGUUAUUACAACACCGACUAUGUAGAUCAGGACUAUGGAGGAUUUUCAAAAGCUGAAGAAGAGGAAGCUGCUUUAUUAGAAGAACAAGAAGCACGAGCCAUUCAGAAUCGUCUGAUUGCUGAGUUGGAUGAAGCUGACGUUUCUCUUGGGAUAUUACCAGCAAAGAAUUCUGAGGUAAACAAAAAAGGUGCAAGUUUUGAAGAUGACGACUUCAGUGAGAUAAUAAAAACAGAUGUAAGCAAGUUGAGCAAGAGAGAAAAGUUGGCACUUCUAGAAAAAGAGUCUCCAGAAUUUUCAGGACUAGUAUCUGAUUUUAAAGAAAGAAUGACUUAUGCCAAAGACAAUCUAGAGCCAAUUUUGAAUAUGGUGGACUCAGGAGAAAUUCCCCAAUGUCAGGCAGUCAAGUUUAUAUCAACAAAGUACCACCUCAUUCUGAAUUACUGCACGAAUAUUGCAUUUUAUCUGCUGCUGAAAAGCAAGAGAUCCCGGGUGAAAACUCAUCCUGUGAUCAAAAGAUUGGUCCAGUUUCGUAAACUUCUAGAUGAAAUGGACCCAAUAGAUGAGGAAAUAAUACAGCCUCAGGUUAAAGAAAUACUCAAAAUCAAAAGAAAAGGAAAGGAGUUGAACAUCAUCCAUUCCCCGGUCCAACCUCCUCCUGUUAUUACAGGGAACAGGGCGGAGAGGAGAAGAAAACUUCAACUUCUCAAGGAAGAGGAGGAUAGUAGAAACGCUAAAAAACCUAAAAUUGAAAGUUUUGAAGACAUUCAGCUUCAUGAAAACGAGCCAGAGAGUGAAGAAGAAGAAGAAGGAGAUGAAGACACCGAGAAAAGAGGAAUCACCUAUGAAAUUGCUAAGAACAAAGGUCUCACUCCAAAGCGAAAGAAAGAAAACAGGAAUCCACGUGUCAAAAAUAAAAAUAAAUUCCGCAAAGCAACAGUUAGAAGGAAGGGUCAAGUCCGUGGAGUCUACAAAGAGAUCAAGCGCUACGAUGGAGAACCUUUUGGUAUCAAGGCGAGCGUCAGCAAGAGCGUAAAGUUGAAGUAGUAAGUUUCAAUAAAUGGUUGAUUUGGUGUAAAA